CUCUCUUGUCGACGGCGUGCAUAUAGUCCGCGGCUGUUCGUCGCGUGGCUCCUUCCGCUCCUUUCAAAACAUGAGAAGGAAAAAAACAAAGAAAACUCCAUCAAAAAGCGAAAAAGAAAAAGAAACCUAAGGAAGAAAGAAAGAAGCAGUACCAAAGGCGGGGAGGGCAGUUAAGAAACCGAUCGGAAAAAGAUCUGGGCCGGAUGGCGGCAAAUUUCGCACUCCGACCCGACCGUUUCCCCCUCCUCUAUUCAAAUCCCCAGCGCGCCCUCUCCCGUCGCCCCCACUUCCUUCUCCCCUCCGGUCGGCGACGGUCCAGUUUUAGGGUUUCCUCCUCCGGCGGCCAGAGGAAAGGGGAGGAGGAGAAGAGGGGUGGGGUUCUCACUGGCGUCCAGCGGGAUGGGACCCCGCAAGUUGGAAGGGCUAUCGAGGAGGAAGGAGAAGGACGACGAGGGGGUGUGGUGUUGGAUGGGAGAUAUGAAGGGUUUGAGUGGAAGUGGCCACCUUGGAGGGAUUUGCCGCAGCGGUACAAGCUCAUCGGGACGACAUCUCUUGCCUUUGUCAUCUGCAACAUGGACAAGGUUAACUUGAGCAUUGCCAUCAUUCCAAUGUCACAUCAAUUUGGGUGGAAUUCAUCAACAGCUGGGAUGGUUCAGUCUUCAUUCUUUUGGGGCUACGCCUUGAGUCAAUUGCCUGGGGGAUGGCUUGCUAAGUUAUUUGGUGGAAGGAAAGUUCUUGAAGUUGGUGUUCUUGCUUGGUCUUUAGCCACAAUACUUGUUCCAUUUGUAGCAGGAUUUAUGCCAGGGCUGGUUUUGUCAAGGAUUUUGGUUGGUGUAGGAGAAGGUGUUUCUCCAUCAGCUGCAACUGACUUAAUUGCAAGAUCUAUUCCCUUGCAAGAACGCUCGAGAGCAGUUGCAUUUGUUUUUGGUGGUUUGAGUGUAGGAAGCAUCUUGGGGCUUCUCUUGGCUCCUCCCAUUAUCCAAAAUUUUGGUUGGGAAUCUGUAUUUUACAUAUUUGGCUUUCUUGGGAUUAUUUGGUGUUUGGGAUUUGAGUUUGUUAAAGAAGGGCGAUCGCCAUUUGAUGGAGACUACCUUUUUGGCUUGAGAAAGCCAUCAGGCAUCAGUAGCUCGUUGUUUACAUCGGUAUAUGCAAGAAAUUCAUGGAAUUCAUCUCUCAAAGAAUUGGGCAACUCUCUCAAGGAUGUACCAUGGAAGGCAUUUUUCAAGAGUCCUGCAGUUUGGGCAAUGAUAUAUGCUCACUUCUGUGGAAGUUGGGGCCACUACACUUGUUUAUCUUGGCUCCCUACAUAUUUUAGUGAGGAGCUGGACUUAAACUUGAUGGAAGCUGCAUGGGUUUCAAUCCUCCCUUCUUUGGGUUCGAUUCUUAUUACCUCCAUUGCAGCUCCUUUUGCUGACAACCUGAUCUCCAGUGGAGUUGAGACGACAGUGGUGAGAAAAAUUUGCCAGACAAUUGCCUUUAUGUCUCCUGCAGUUUGCAUGACUCUUUCCUCUCUGGAUUUAGGACUGCCACCCUGGGAAAUUGUCGCAUUUCUUACUAGUGGCUUGGCACUGUCAAGCUUUGCUUUAUCAGGACUGUAUUGUACCCAUCAAGACAUUUCUCCUGAAUAUGCGAGUAUACUUUUGGAAAAUGCUCAAUCUGCUGGAGAACUAAUUGGCAACUGAAGCAUGGCAGGUGCUCGGCUGCAGACUAUUCCCUUAUCAGGGAACAAUCAAUCACCAAUGGAAAUUUAUGGAUCUAUGUAUUGAAAGAGCUUGAAGGUUGUAUGGAAGAAAUUUUCGCUCUAGUGAUAAAAUAUUAUGUACUAUGGUGCUCGUUACGAUUUUUCAGUCCUUGCUUUUGUUCUAGUACUCUCCCUACUACAGCAGCUGCUGCUUCCACAACUGUGGUUGUUAUAGAAUAUAUGUAACAAAUUGACUUGGACGGUCAUUCCUUUAUCAGAUAAUACGCGUCUUAGCAAGGUUCACCAUCACCAACAAACAGCCUGUUUAGAUGGUCAGCUAGCUUGCCCAUGUUCUCUCACACGUGAGAAGGAAAGGUAGAUGGCGCACCAUGAGCUAUCAUGGGAGUCCAUAGAUGCUGCCAUCUGAGGUUCUCAGAAUAGCCGAAUUCAGCUUUUCAGAUGUGUAUACUUUCUGAAAAACUUAGGACUGGUUGAAACAAUAAUGCUGGUUCUCUUGUAUUUCCAUAGGGUGUUUGUGUAUGUAUCUUGUAAAUAAGAUGAUCAAUUGUCCCACUAAUGUCACAAUGGAGAUAAACCAGAACGUGAAACUUUGCCCUGGUGUUCUCGCCUAGUCACCGUCUCCAUUGCUCUUUUUUAAAAACAAUCUCUGAGUGUUACUGGUCG
Molecule: messenger RNA, 2365 nt
Organism: Elaeis guineensis (African oil palm)
Lineage: Eukaryota; Viridiplantae; Streptophyta; Magnoliopsida; Arecales; Arecaceae
Source: RefSeq, a predicted model, not a curated record